Molecule: messenger RNA, 198 nt
Organism: Pseudogymnoascus destructans
Lineage: Eukaryota; Fungi; Ascomycota; Leotiomycetes; Thelebolales; Thelebolaceae
Exons: 3
Coding region: 1-198 (65 amino acids)
Biological process (GO): translation
Cellular component (GO): ribosome
Molecular function (GO): structural constituent of ribosome
Source: RefSeq, a predicted model, not a curated record
AUGGCUGAUCUGAAUGGUGAUCUUGGUAGCAAGCUGCCACUUGCCAUGGUUGUCAGGAACGAUGGAGACGCUACGAAUGUCAAAGCUCCAGACGAACGACGCUACGGAAAGCUAAAAUCAAUGCGUGCUAAGUGGAGAAAAAAGCGCACUCGGCGCUUGAAGCGUAAGCGCCGCAAGACUCGUGCCAGAUCCAAGUAA